CAGUAAGACACAAAAUUUACCAUGCUUAAAACUCAAUACCUUCUACAAGACCCAUUUUUCCAGCAUUUGGGAAUAGUCAUCUUCUUACCCACGAUCCCAGUUCAUCUUGUCCGAAGGCAAUAUAACUUAAACGCUACAUUACUCCGCUGACAGACGGGAAAAUUACUUAUUCAUCAUUACAUAAUUUAACUUUAGAAUAAUAAUCAUCAUCGUUUUUUAGCCUUGUUAUUUUAUUGUAUGAAUCGUAAGGAUCGUGUCAAGAUGUUUACAUGUAAAUAUUGUAAACGCUCAACAUGGGUAAUGAUCUUCUUGGUGAUUUUUCUGUCGGUAAUUAUUGUAUCGUCACAAGCCAUGACGAUUUCUCGCGAUGAACUGUCCCAACUCUUCGACGGGUUUCUCGACAAAAUCGAACAACAGAGCGACGAAAACUCCGCCGAAGUCAAAGAAAGCCCUCGUCAGAUCCCGCAGAUCGUCGACGACGCUGAAGAAAACCGCUCCAAACUCUCCCAAAAACUCGCAUCCAUCCUACACGAACUGAAUGAUGAAGAAUCGGAUAGUGAUACGAUGACAAGGCCGUCGAUGUCGGAUCACGAGCAGGACCAAAAUGCCGAUGCCGUCCUGAUGGAACUCCUGAACGAGGGUCGAAACAUGGCUCAUCUCCAAAACGAAACGAUGGAGAACAAUUCUCAUGAUGAUGAUGAUGUAGCUGGAGACACAAAUGAAAAUGAAAAUGCCUCAGGUAUGUACGACUUUGCUACUUGUGAGCUGAGACUCAACGAGAGACUCGAACCCAUGACCUUGGCAAAAUACCAUGGGCUCAGAGGUACAGUCAACUUUCGACAAAACAGAUCCAAUGGGUCACUUGAGGUACUGAUUCGUCUCUUCGGUCUGAUUCCAAGCAACAUGAAUAGCCAAGGUCAUGGCGUUUACAUCCGUGAGUUUGGUGAUCUUCGAGAUGGCUGCCAUCGGCUUGGACCAAUCUUAAAUUUCGAUAUCGAGGAUGACUCGAACAGAUCGUCUGGUAUGUUAGCCGUUAUAUCACCCGAUGGGAGUGGCUAUGCUCAAUAUAGAUCUACAGAGGUUGCACACUUUGACCUGGCAGGAAGUAAUAGUCUGUACGGAAGGUCGAUUGUGAUUGAGGAGAAUCAGAACACAUUCAGUGCUCCGUUGGGCUGUUGCGUCAUCGGAGUAACACGUGAUGUCGGGGAUUGGAUGUGAUUGGACAGGUCGAAAUGGUCAUGUGACCUAUCUCUUUUGAACACAAAUCAAACCCAAGAACUUGUGCAAUUUUGUAAAAUACCCAAUCGGAUACCAUGGAUGAUUGUUGAUUAUUAGACCCAUUAGACCGUGGCAUGUGUUGAUAUUCAUCAUUUCUUUAAAAGAAGAACUUGCGACUUGCGAGUCCGGCAUUCAUGAAACGACUUAUCAAUGGUUUUGUGUUGUUAAUAGCUGAUGUUCUGGCAUCCCAUUGGCUGAAAGUUACAUGUCAGGAGGAAUUAUCGACGACAUAGCUAAUUAAACGUUCCACUCUGUCAAGGAGAGGAGAGAAGUAUUCCAUGGGUAGGGAGUCGACGACCUCUGUGAUUUUUUUUAAGUAAGAAAAAAAAAGGAGGAGAAAAAAAUUGAACUUGCUCUAAUUAAGCUUACCUAAAGCGUCAAUUUGCAAAUAUUCAAAAUGACACUAAUAAUAAUGAUAUUAUUAUGGUCCAUCCAUAUCGCACAGUUACUAUAUAAUUGCAUAUACUCUACAGCGCUUGGUACUUGGUAUCAUAAUUAUUAUCACCCCGGCUGUAUAUAGCUGAGCCGCCAUAAGAGGCGCUAAAGCAUUCAAGGAAUAAAUUCUACCGGGUACCCAUUCACCUCACCUGGGUCGAGUGCAGCACAAUGUGGGUAAAUUUCUUGUUGAAGAAAAACACGCCAUGGCUGGGAUUCGAACCCACGUCCCUCUGAUUGAAAGACGAGAGUCGUAACCAUUCGACCACGACGCGACGCCCCAUAUACAAUGACCGAGCGAUUUGCAGUUUCUUUCAGUAUAUGCCACGAUCACUACAGCAAAGGUGGAGUUAUACAAGUUUAAACCAAAUUGUUUUCAUUUCAAUAAAAAAACAAAAAUGUA
This is a messenger RNA of Lytechinus pictus (painted urchin), 2116 nucleotides long. RefSeq names its product extracellular superoxide dismutase [Cu-Zn]-like. Bases 238 to 1218 code for a protein of 326 amino acids. Gene Ontology annotation, biological process: superoxide metabolic process. The transcript has 6 exons. Gene Ontology annotation, molecular function: copper ion binding. The record is from RefSeq and is a predicted model, not a curated record. Lineage: Eukaryota; Metazoa; Echinodermata; Echinoidea; Temnopleuroida; Toxopneustidae.